This is a messenger RNA of Staurois parvus, 480 nucleotides long. The record is from the annotation of a GenBank genome assembly. Lineage: Eukaryota; Metazoa; Chordata; Amphibia; Anura; Ranidae.
CAUUCCUCUGUGUGGGUGGUGCAGCUGCAGGUAUCUGUGUGGGUCCCCCAUUCCUCUGUGUGGGUGGUGCAGGCUGCAGGUAUCUGUGCGGGUCCCCAUUCCUCUGUGUGGGUGGUGCGGCUGCAGGUAUCUGUGCGGGUCCCCCAUUCCUCUGUGUGGGUGGUGCGGCUGCUGGUAUCUGUGCGGGUCCCCCAUUCCUCUAUGUGGGGGGUGCGGCUGCAGAUAUCUGGGUGGGUCCCCCAUUCCUCUGUGUGGGUGGUGCAGCUGCAGAUAUCUGGGUUGGUCCCCCAUUCCUCUAUGUGGGUGGUGCGGCUGCAGGUAUUUGUGUGGGUCCCCUAUUCCUCUGUGUGGGUGGUGCGGGUGCAGAUAUUUGUGCGGGUCCCCCAUUCCUCUGUGUGGGUGGUGCAGCUGCAGGUAUCUGUGUGGGUCCUCCAUUCCUCUGUGUGGGUUGUGCAGCUGCAGGUAUCUAUGUGGGUCCCC